Messenger RNA from Aureobasidium vineae, 1107 nucleotides. Lineage: Eukaryota; Fungi; Ascomycota; Dothideomycetes; Dothideales; Saccotheciaceae. The record is from the annotation of a GenBank genome assembly.
GGAAGAAUGCCUCCCAAGAAGGUCGUCAAGGAGGAGAAGAUCCUGUUGGGUCGUCCCGGAAACAACCUGAAGAGUGGUAUCGUUGGUCUGGCUAACGUCGGCAAAUCUACCCUCUUCCAGGCCAUCACCAAGUGUUCCUUGGUAACCCUGCUGUACAACUUCCCCUACGCCACUAUCGACCCCGAGGAGUCUCGUGUCCUUGUCCCCGAUGAGCGUUAUGACUGGUUGUGCGAGCAGUACAACCCCAAGUCGAGAGUCCCCGCUCACCUUACCAUCUACGAUAUUGCUGGUCUGACCCGUGGUGCCUCUACUGGUGCUGGUCUCGGCAACGCUUUCUUGUCCCACAUCCGCGCCGUCGAUGCCAUCUUCCAAGUCGUCAGAUGUUUCGAUGAUGCCGAGAUUAUUCACGUCGAGGGUGACGUCGACCCCGUCCGUGAUCUCGAGAUUAUCAGCGAGGAGCUCCGUAUCAAGGACACCGAGUUCGUCGAGAAAGCUCUUGAGAACCUCAAGAAGCAGACCCGCCGUGGUGGUCAGUCUCUUGAGAUGAAGAAGCUCAAGGAGGAGGAGGCUACUGUUGAGAAGAUUCUCGCCCUCCUCCAGGAUGGCAAGGACAUCCGUCACCAGCACUGGACCCCCAAGGAGGUCGAGGUCAUCAACCCUCUCUUCCUCCUUACAGCCAAGCCUGUUGUCUACCUCACCAACCUCAGCGAAAAGGACUACCUUCGCCAGAAGAACAAGCACUUGCCCAAGACUGAUGCCGAGGUCGAGGAGGAGUGCAAGAAGAUUGGUGGCAAGUCCGCUUUGCCCAAGUGCAUCACCACCAUGCGCAAGGCUCUCAACCUUGGCAGUUUCUUCACCACCGGUACUGACGAGGUCCGUCAAUGGACUGUCCGUAAUGGUACUAAGGCUCCUCAAGCCGCCGGUGUCAUUCACGGUGACUUUGAGAAGACAUUCAUUCAGUGCAUUGUCUACAACUUCAACCUCCUCAAGGAGCUGAAGACCGAAGCCGAGGUCAAGUCCCAAGGAAAGAUCAUGACCAAGGGCAAGGACUACGUUGUUGAGGAUGGAGACAUUAUUCUUAUCAAGGCUGGUGCCGCCAAGGCUUAA